AUGAAUUCUCUAACUAAUGCUUUUCGAAUAAGUUCCUGUGUCUUUGGAGGAUACAAAAAUAUUCUCCCUGGAAGAUCGACAUGGUUGCGUCCUAUACAAAUAUGCUCGUAUAAGAAAACAGCGGAAGAACGUCUGGGCAUAGAAAAACCUAAACGACCUUUAACACCGUUCUUUAAAUUUAUGGCUCAAAUGAGACCAGCCCUUUUAGCAAAGAAUCCUAGCAUUUCAUCCAAAGAAGCAAUAAGUUGGACUUCAAAACACUGGCAACAGUUAGAUGUAGAGACCAAAACACAAAUGACUAAAGAAUAUGAGAAAGAUCUUGAAGAUUACAAAAAAAUUAAAGAAUUAUAUCAAUCUUCGCUUACUGAACAGCAAAAGGAAGAUAUUAAGAAACUAAAGGAGGAAAUGGCAGCUGCCAAGGAAAAGCGAAAAUUAAAAGCUGAAUAUAAAGAAUUAGGGCGUCCUAAAAAAUCUAUGUCUUCGUACAUCCUGUAUAUGAUGUCUAGAAAAGAUACCUCACAGGCUAACGACUUUAAGAGUUAUCAAGAAAAAGUUAAAGCUGACUGGCUUCAGCUUCCAGAAAGUGAAAGAAAAAAGUAUGAAAAGCAAGCACAAGAGCAAAUGAAUAAAUACAAGAAAGAUUUAGAAGGGUGGGAAAUGAAAAUGAUUUCCAUUGGUCGUUCUGAUCUAGUGCGUCAGAAACCAACUCCCAAAAAGAGGUCAAAAAGUAUUAAGAAUGAAUAG
This is a messenger RNA of Pieris macdunnoughi, 744 nucleotides long. The record is from the annotation of a GenBank genome assembly. Lineage: Eukaryota; Metazoa; Arthropoda; Insecta; Lepidoptera; Pieridae.